Molecule: messenger RNA, 954 nt
Organism: Bufo bufo (common toad)
Lineage: Eukaryota; Metazoa; Chordata; Amphibia; Anura; Bufonidae
Product: neuferricin
Exons: 4
Coding region: 67-882 (271 amino acids)
Cellular component (GO): membrane; endomembrane system
Source: RefSeq, a predicted model, not a curated record
UAAUCUCCGGAGGCUCCCGGAAGGAGCUGCAUUGGCCCUGGGAGGAGAGGCUUCCAUGCAGUGCCCAUGCUCGGAUACCUGGCAGCCGCUGCUGUGUGCCUGGCGGCAGUGCUAGUCCUGCGGACGGAUCCAUGGUCCUUCCCUGAGGUCCCCGGGUUGAGCUCUAUCUUUCCAGAGCAGUGCAAGGUGAAGGAAGGGCGGCUGCUGAGCCAGGAGGAGCUGUCCAGAUACCAUGGGGGGCAGGGCAGCCCCGGCUUGUACCUGGCUGUGCUGGGCCGGGUGUUUGAUGUGCAGAAGGGAAUACAGCACUACGGGCCUGGGGGCUCCUACAGCUUCUUUGCAGCAAAGGAUGCCUCCCGAGCCUACGUGACUGGAGACUUCACAGAUGCUGGCCUAGUAGAUGAUGUGUCCGAACUCUCCCCAACACAGAUGUUACACCUCAACAACUGGCUCAGCUUUUACCAGAAGAAUUAUCUCGCGGUUGGUAAACUCAUAGGACACUUUUAUGAUGAAGAUGGAGAUCCUACCAAAGCUUUAGAAGAUGCUUUAACAGUCAUUGACGUUGGGUUAAAGUUAAAAGAGCAGAGACAUGAAGAGAAUAAGCAAUUCCCACCAUGUAACUCAGAAUUUAGCUCUGGGGCCAGCAAAGUGUGGUGUUCCAAAAAUAGUGGUGGAAUAAAAAGAGAUUGGGUUGGUGUCCCCAGAAAAUUGUAUCUAGCUGGAUAUGAUGGAUAUCGUUGUGUGUGCGUCAGGACUAAUGGUCCCCCAUCAGAAAAUCCAGACUCUAAAGAACACCAUGAUCGGGGAGAUCUAGACAAUGCAUCUCUAAAGGAAUAUAAAGACUGCAACCCUCUGUUUGACUGGUGCUGGCUUAAAGAAUAAAUGAUAUACCUAUAAUCCUAACUGGCUGAUAUUUGCAACAUGCUAAAUGCUAUAGUUUAUAAGAUGGAUUCC